UAAAACGUAAUUGAAUCUUAAUUUAUAAUUCAAGUGCGAACUUUUCCUACAUCACCAAAAGAUCGUGUGAAACACCACCCAAUGAUUAUAGUACACAUGUAGAUAAACAUAACCACGCUCCUCUAGUCGCGUGAUUAUUACAAGAGUAAAAAUUUCGAAGCUUCCAAAAAAAAAAAAAUUAUAAGAAAUGAAGGGAAAAAACAUAAAAUUAGCUCCAGAGAGAGAUCAAUCGAAGAAAAGGUUUUAUUUAUUUAUUUAUGAAACUUUCUUUUGUUGGAAAAUUAGAAAAACAGAAAAAAAAUGUCAAAACCCAAAAACCCAUUAGAGAGAAGGAGCAAAAAGAUGAAUUGAAAUUGCAGAAAAGAGAAAAUCUUUUCUAUUGAUAGAGAGUAGAGAAGAGAAGAGAAAAGAGAAAGCUAAGUUUGAAUGCAAGAGAGAAAGAGAAAGAAGAAAAGGAAGCUAAAGCUACGUCGUAUUGCUAUUUCUUUUUCUCUCUGAAUCUGAAAGACAAUUUUCCUUUACUUUCUCUACUUCCAAACAGGUCAGAUUAACCAACUUUCUCCUUUCUCUCUCUUGCUAUUUCUCAACAAUCCUUCUCUAUUGCAUCAAUUUUAAGUUCAAUUUGAAUACCCCUUAAGUUCAAUUUCAAAACCAACUGAACUUUAUGGCCUGAUCUCUAACAAUUUAAGGGUAAUAUGUACUCUUCUCCUUCAGUUUCUUUACAAGUUUGAAUAAAAGGAGGUUCUUUUUCCUUCUUCUUUUUUCGGGUGCAGUUGCAUUGUGUUUUUGUAUUUGAAGAUUUUGCUAAUUAUAGUUCGAGGAAUAAAGUUUUUUUUUUUUGGGGGGGGGGGUGGGGGGGGAGAGUGAAGUAAUAAGCUUUAGUUAUGAACAUGUUUGGGGUGGGAAAGUUGUAGUCGUUAGAGGUGGUUAAACUUGUUGAAUACUAAGUUGGGUUUAAAAGAUGCGUUCUGUAUUGGCAUUGAUGUGCUUUCUUAAAUUUAUGGGCAUGUUCUUUUUAGGAUUUUGGAAAAUGGGAUUUAUGAAACAGAGUGAAAUAACCCUAAUUUAGUGGGGGUUUUUUGAGUAUAAGGAAGUGAAUUUUGGUAGUUUACUGCACUGUUGUUUGUUGACUAUGUUGUGAGAAAUGCAACGUUGGAAUCAGCAUUCGCGGGUAAAUCUCGCGGAGUUGAAAACUCAGAUAGUUAAAAGAAUUGGGGCAGAGAAGACGAAAUUGUACUUCUAUCAUCUAAAUAAAUUCCUGAAUUUGAAGCUGAGCAAGGUUGAGCUUAAUAAACUUUGCUUUCGGGUUCUUGGUAGAGAGAAUAUUCCACUACACAACCAAUUUAUAUGUUCAAUUUUGAAAAAUGCUUGUAAUGCCAAAACUGCACCUCCAUCGAGCAUUGAUAAGGAGGUUCCAAUAUGUACAAGUGAUGGGUCCCACACUUUUCCAAAUGGGAAGGCGGAUUUUGCUUCUCCUCAAUCAACCACUGAAGGUGAUAAUGUAGCUUUGGAAGAUGGCAUACAGAAGUUGGUGCAGCAUCAUCAAAUACUCUUGGAUGCAGAGAGAGAAGGCAGCAUUUUUACCAAAUUACCGCAAGGAAAACAGUCAACAGAUGGUUCAGUAUCUAUACAGAGUAAAGAAGAGAGUGAAGUAUCUUUAGUUGAAGACGGAAAGGAGGUAUUCACUAAAAGUUCACUUGUGGCUCCUCUUGGAAUUCCAUUUUGCAGCCCAAGUGUGGGUGGUGCACGCAAGCCUUUGCCUUUAGCAAGCAACAGUAGAUGUGCUAGCUCAUAUGAUACUGGUGGCUUGUUGGAUUUGCCUUCAUUGAGAGAACGAAUGCAGCAGAUUGCUACUUCACAAGGCCUUGAGGGGGUGUCUGUGGACUCUGUCAAUUUGCUGAGCAGUGGCUUGGAUGGUCACUUAAAAGGGUUGAUCAAGUCUUGCAUUGAGCUUGUGGGUACAAGGCGCAGAUGUGAUUUGAUUACAAAAAAUAGCUGCAAGCACAAUUCUAAUGGGAAGCUUGUCAAUGGAUUCUUUUCAGGUCAUCAUAUGCCGUUGCAAAAUAGUAGUAGACAUAUAGAUGGAAUGCAAGAACAAAAGCCCCACUUCUCAAUAUCUUUGCAGGAUUUCAAAAUUGCAAUGGAGCUUAACCCACAGCAGCUAGGGGAAGACUGGCCACUGCUGCUUGAGAAAAUUAUGCAUGCAUUUGAAGAAUAAAGCUUGCCAGAAAGUUAUGUCCUUUGUAUGUGAUUCAUUUGGUUAUUUCUGGUUAGAGUGACCUAAGAAGAUGCACUUUUGUGUUUGGUUGCUGAUCACUUAGUCAACAACUUUUCACAGCCUGGGGGAAUCAGUUUGCUGCUCUCAGAUUAAACUCUAUCCCUUGCAAGAUGAGUGAAUCAGAGCAGGGGAUUCUCCUGGCUUUGAGCUUGUGAUUGAUCUAGUGUACCACGUUUCAUAGCAACCAAUCAAAAGGUACACAAAGAAAAAUAUGCCCAUGUUUGGUUGCCCUGUUGUAUUUUUAGCUAGCUUUUAGCAUUUUCUGUAAUUUAUAGUUGAGGAGGAGAAAUAUUUAGAAACAGUUUUGCAGGAAUAAUUUGUCUAGCUUGUUAGGAAGGUUAAAGACUGCACGUUGUAAAAGUUCCUGUAUAUUUAUUUUCUACACUUGGAAUUAUUGGGAUCUUAGUGUUAACAAGUUAUCAAAUGCUGAUUAUUCAUGCU
Molecule: messenger RNA, 2719 nt
Organism: Ricinus communis (castor bean)
Lineage: Eukaryota; Viridiplantae; Streptophyta; Magnoliopsida; Malpighiales; Euphorbiaceae
Exons: 1
Coding region: 1145-2218 (357 amino acids)
Biological process (GO): regulation of transcription by RNA polymerase II
Cellular component (GO): SAGA complex
Molecular function (GO): transcription coactivator activity
Source: RefSeq, a predicted model, not a curated record